Messenger RNA from Rhinolophus ferrumequinum (greater horseshoe bat), 4118 nucleotides. RefSeq names its product nuclear GTPase, germinal center associated (gene NUGGC). Gene Ontology annotation, molecular function: GTPase activity. The transcript has 19 exons. The coding region runs from base 182 to 2566 and encodes 794 amino acids. Lineage: Eukaryota; Metazoa; Chordata; Mammalia; Chiroptera; Rhinolophidae. The record is from RefSeq and is a predicted model, not a curated record.
AUCCAGGAGACCACAUUACAUUUAGUCAUCAUGUCUCCUUAGGAUUCUCUUGGUUGUGACAGUUUCUCAGACUUUCCUUGUUUUUGAUGACCUUGACAGUUUUGAGGAGUGCUGGUCAGGAUCUGAGGAGUACAGGUUGGUUCUCCUAGGUGGACAAAAGCAGUUGUUUACAUAACAGGAAAUGGCAGAAACUGAGGAUUUUGUGGGCCAGGAGCCACAUCCAGCUGACGACGAUUUAUUUAAAGAACCGAUGAAAAAAAGAAGACGAUCUGAUCGAGACCAACGGUUCCGAGCAUUUCCCUCCGUGGAACAAAGUGCUCUUAAGGAAUAUGAAAAAUUGGAGUCACGGACAAGAAGGGUUUUAAGCAACACUUACCAGAAACUUAUUCAGUCUGUCUUCCUGGAUGACAGCAUUCCUAAUGGAGUCAAGUAUCUCAUAAACAGGCUUCUUACCUUAAUUGAAAAACCGUCAUUGGAUCCAAUCUACAUUGGAUUAUUUGGAAGCACUGGGGCUGGGAAGAGCUCUUUGAUCAAUGCCAUCAUCCAGCAAGCAAUGUUUCUACCAGUGUCUGGAGAAAGUAUAUGUACUUCAUGUAUUGUACAAGUGAGGUCAGGCUGCUGUGAGCAGUAUGAGGCCAAAAUCCACCUUCUCUCUGACCAGGAGUGGAAGGAGGAGCUGAAGAACUUGACUAAACUCCUGCACAGGACAGAGGAGCUGGGCGGAGAAGAGGUGGAUGCAUGGGACAGGGAUGACGCAAUGGAGGAAGCCAUCUGGAAGCUGCAAAUACUUUACGGAAAUGGAGCAGAAAAGAAGAACUAUGAGGAGUUACUAAGGGCAAAGCCCAAAGGAAAGAUUCCCACCUCUAGAAUCAUCACCCUCAAGGCAGAAGAGGCAGGAGAGCUGUCUGUCAAACUGGACCCUUACAUCCGGACUAAGAGGAGAGACUGGCAAGGAGAAUCAGCGGAGACACAAAUCUGGCCCCUGAUCAAACAUGUGGAAGUGACGCUUCCCAAAUCAGAGCUGAUUCCAGAAGGGGUUGUGCUGGUGGACAUUCCAGGCACAGGGGACUUCAACAGCAAGAGGGAUGAGAUGUGGAAAAAGACCAUUGAUAAAUGCUCAGUGAUCUGGGUGAUCAGUGACAUUGAAAGAGUUUCUGGAGGGAGAACCCACGAAGACCUUCUGAAUGAGAGCAUCAAAGCCUGCCAACGGGGUUUCUGCAGGGACAUUGCCCUGGUGGUCACCAAGACCGACAAACUCUACUUGCCGGAAUAUCUAAGGGAAAGAAAAGUAGUAAAUCAAGCUAUUCAAAGUCAGCGAGAGGCUGUUUUAGAAAGAAAUGAAAUGAUAAAAAUACAAAGGAAUAGAAUUCUCAAGGAAAAACUAAAGAGAAAACUGCCGGCUGACUGCAAGGUUCUGGAAGCCUCAAAUCUGGUGUACACAGUCAGCGCCCAGGAGUACUGGCAGCAGGCUCUCCUCACGGAGGAGGAAACUGAAAUCCCCAAGUUAAGAGAAUAUAUCAGGAAAAGGCUCUUGGACAAGAAGAGGAGGAUGGUGACCAAGUAUGUCACAGAAGCCUUUGGCCUAUUGCUUCUCACAGACAGUUUCAGCUGCACAGACAACCUGCCGAAUGAAUACUUGCACAUGAGUGGCCUGCGGGGAUUUGUGGAAGAGAAGAUACAGCUGCUGGAGAAGGCCAUCGACCAGUGCUUUGCCCCCAUACUGCAGCCCCUGCAAGAAGGGAUCAGAAACGCCAGGACUUCCUAUCGACGGAUCCUCGGGGCGUGCCUGGUGAGGAGUAGAGGGAACCAGGGUUUUCACCAGACGCUGAAAGCUGUUUGCUUGAAAAACGGCAUCUACGCCUCCAGGACUCUGGCAAGAAUAGAUCUGAACGCAGCCAUCACUCAGCCCAUCUAUGACCAGAUUGAUCCCGUUUUUGGAGGCAUUUUUAGGGCUGGAACACCCACCAAUUCCGCUUUGAUGCCUCACAUAGAUGCUUUUAAGCACUCUCUGCAGGAGAAAAUGAUGGAAAUUGGGAUAAGGAAUGGAUGGAAACAUGAUAGCUACAAAAAAAGUUUCCUGAUCCAAGAGAUAAGCGCCAUCCUGGGAGGCCUGGAGGAACACAUCCUCAGAAAGAAGAGGAAAAUCUAUGAGUCUCUCACUACCUCCGUUCAGAAUGACCUGAAGCCCUGUUAUGAAGAGGCAGCUCAGAUCACUGGCAAAAAAGCAUGCGAGAGGAUGAAAGACAUCAUCAGAAGAGGGGUGGACCGGCAGGUGGCUGAGGGCAUGUUUGAAAGGGCUCAAGAAAGGAUGCAGCACCAGUUUCAGCAGCUGAAGAAUGGAAUCACGGAGAAGGUGAAGGGCAGUAUCGCCACCAUGCUGACCCUUGCUUCAUCCCAGGGGGAUGGUCUCUACAAGGAGCUUGCAGACGUCAAAAGUGAAUACAAGGAGAUGGAAAAGCUACACAGAAGCCUGAGAGAGGUUGCUGAGAAUGCAGUGCUACGGCAGGGCAUGCAAGAUUUCCUCCUGAGAAUGUCCCCCAGCAAAGCUGGGCCCCCCAGAACAUAAAUCUAUUUUUUGGAGCUUAGCAUCAAGUGGAUGAGAAACAAGCUUGGAGCCAAAUAAUCAGAAUUACUUCUGUCUUGAAAAAUCUAAUAAAGAACAUCUCCCAACUGUCUGAGCUUUAUACACAGUAUAAAACUCAAUAGAUUGUUACUUCGGACAUAAGCAGAUUACGGAGCAACAUCAAUUCAUUUUUUUUUUAUUCUAUAGCCAAAAAGAGUCAUCUUGAACCCAAAUGCAGUUCUAAAGCUUUAGGGACAAGAAACUUGUACUUCACCAAGGAAAGAUAUCUAAACCUAAAUAUUAUUGGAAAAAACAAUUGCAAAAGAAAGCUUUAGAGACCCAAUUCUAUUUCCCACCUUAAUACUGAUGAGACGUUCGGGUAAGGAGGUGGCCUUGUGCUGUGCAAACAGCAUGGGUUUAAGAGCCAGCUGAACAAGAGACCUGGCUUUAUCACUUCUCAGGAGUGCUAAUUCAGACUGGUACUUCUGAAACAUUUUGAUCUCGGGACCUUAUACUCUUAAAAAUUAUUAAGGAUUCUAAAGAGAUUUUGUUAUGUGGGUUAUACCUAUUGAUAUUUACGUAUUCGAAAUGAAAACUGAGGAAAAUUGUAAAUAAUUAUUUAUUAGUUCAUUUAAAAGUCUAAAUAAUUAACCCAUUACAUGUGAAUAUAAAUAACAUAUUUUUAUGAAAAAAACUUUUCAAAAAAUUUUAGUGAGAAGAGUGACAUUACUUCACACUUCUGCCAAUCUCUUUAUUCUCUGGCCUAAUAGAAGACAGCUGGACUCUCUAAUCUGUUUCUGCAUUCAGUCUGUCGCAGUGUGUCUUUUUGGUUGAUGUACAUGAAAAAAUACAGUCUUAUGCAGAUAUAGUGUGGGAAUAAAGAAGAGUAUUUUAACAGUCUUUCAGAUUAUUUCUGGAUAUUCUUCUUUGAUAUAACAUUCUUGACAAGUGGUAAUUUCUUAAAGACUAGUUGUAGUGUAGAAUCUGAAACCAUAUUGGUGAACUUUUAAGAUAUUCUGUUACGUUAAAAUACAUUUCUAUCUCAUAUUUUCAAUGUAUCUUUUACCAAUGCAUGAUUUUGUGGCAUCAGGCAUUGGUCAUUUUGAAAAUAUUUGUUCACUGAAGUUAAACAGAUCUUCCAAAAGUCAAUACAUUUCAUUAUAUAAUAAUAAAAAAGUCAAAUUUGUUCAUAUUUCUACUAGCUUCAUCAGGAAAGUCUUGAAGUAUUGGGAAGCUGUCAAGUUCAUGAUAGAGGAUUCAAGUUUUAUAAAAUUAAAAUUUUUUCCUAAAAGCUCAUUUUAGGAAUGGCAAUAAAUACUGUCAGUUGUUCUCUUUGAAGUGAUAGGCUCAUUUUGUUCAUGAAAAUGUCCACUAUAUAAUCGUGUAUGAUUAACCAUAGUUUGUCAAUUGUUAUUGAAAGUAAAAAUGAUGUUCGAUAGAAAAAAGUCAAGUUCAACUUGAAAUUCAAUAAUACAAAUGCUUUUCCUUAAAGUAGUAAAAGUCCUUUAAGUGUACUUCCGUUUUGGUCACGUAACAUAAUAAAAUAUCAUCUGCU